AACCACUAGUCCCAGCAGAUGGGUGCAUGGUGGAAAACUCAGGAAGCUGCCCUGUUCAUCUUCACAAACCCAUAAAUGGUUGGAAAAGAGUGGUGCACAGACAGGGUCCCACGAUCUUUGCACUGGGAGUAUCUUCAGUUCUGUGGCAACAAACUAUACAAUGUAGGGUACCCACAACAGGAUGGUCUGUUAAUUUUACCUAUGGCUCCAUGGAAGUGGGCAAGGAGGUCAUAAGAGCCAAUAUCCAACUCACACAAAGAUCUGUGGACGUGGUACAGUAA
Molecule: messenger RNA, 281 nt
Organism: Pelobates cultripes (western spadefoot toad)
Lineage: Eukaryota; Metazoa; Chordata; Amphibia; Anura; Pelobatidae
Source: the annotation of a GenBank genome assembly